Molecule: messenger RNA, 1610 nt
Organism: Alternaria alternata
Lineage: Eukaryota; Fungi; Ascomycota; Dothideomycetes; Pleosporales; Pleosporaceae
Exons: 3
Coding region: 421-1371 (316 amino acids)
Source: RefSeq, a predicted model, not a curated record
GCCGGCAGUGAAGCCAUCUGGCGCCAGCUAGUUGGCUACAUAAAGUUGUCGUGGGAUACGGGCAAUGCACAAGCGUGGGCGGAUAAGGAAAGGGGGGUGCGCCAUAUGCAAGUCUAGAUCUACAAUGGGAUCCACCCCGGCAGCAGCAGCGGGUGGGACUCCUGGCAUGAGGGAGGCUCGUUCGCGUCAUUUGGGGGUGAAAUAGGGAACGGCGUCCGUUGCAGGGAAUACUAAUAAUAAUAAUAAUAAUAACGUCGAGUCUUCUUUCCCUAGCAUCUUGCUUGCUUUGCUUUGCUCCCCUCUUUCUCCUCUUGUUUGCUUUUUAGCCUUGUUCGUUAAAGAAGCUUGUUCGUGCCGACUCGAGAUAGACCGACUGCAUACCGAUGCGAAGCGAGACAGCCACGCCGACAGAGAGAUACGAUGGACUACGGAUACGCUGCACCCAUGGAGAGCCCUUUUGUGAUCCCACAUGAGGAUGUCGAGGCGCUGGGCACUUCCAAGGCCUUUUGUGCGCUGAGGAGGCAUUUGGCCAGAGAUGCUGACUUCUGCGCAACACACUCGCAAUGUUCUCCCCAGGCGAAGCAGACAUAUCUCCUCCACCGCGACAUGCUCCACGCCCUCAUCAUGCCCGUCGUGACCCUCUUCUCCCGCGCGUCAACACUGGCCUCGGCCGCACUCUGCACACAGCGCGCCUCUGAUCUUGAGCUCGCCUUCUCGGGCGAAUCGCGCAGCGCAUUCAUUGGCCUCCAAUGCUUCAUCACAGAGGAGGCAGACUGGUGCCGUACACGUGGAUGUCCCGCAUGCGUCGUCACCGCAACUCUGAGCACCGACAGCCACAUCCGAUUGACUAUUGCAGCCAGCCUGCUUAGCACAGCAAACAUCGCUACCCCAACGCAAGAAGAGCCACCGCAGGACAUCGAAGACAAGACCCUUCCGCCGCUCCCUCACAUCCUCCCCGCGCUCCAGCACGCCGUUAUCAACGAUCCGUUCUGGGAAGGCUCAGAGAUCUGGGGCUACAUCCUUUCGCGCGCAACACAACUCUCCGCCGGCAUCCAAGCCCUCAUCGCCGAAUGCGUAAACCUCGAGUCCCUUGUCUCAUCACCUACCACCGAACGCCCCGGCUCAAAGCGUGGUUUGACACAUCCCACCGUUCCUUUUGUUGUGUCAGGACAAGCAGUUCAGGAAAAGGGCGUCAAGCUCAGGAAGAGCAAGCUGGCCAAGCGCCAACUGAGACUGCGCGACGAAGAGGUGGAGCUCAUGCGCAGAGUUGCCAUGCAGUGCUGGGCCAAGGCUCAGGUACCCAAGCAUGUCAGAGGAGAGGUGCUGGGUUUGGGCGAUAGCAAGAGGACAAGGAGUCUGACCUGUCCGUAAACAACUACUUCGCAUAGUCGGCAGGGAAUGUGUCGAUUGCGAGGGUGUUACAUGGCGUUUCUUGGUGUUUGGCUCGCAUAUGGAUGAUACCACAGCAUACCACUUUUCUUUGGGUUUGGUCUCUGAUGCCACGGGGCUGGUUGGUCUCGGGGCGGUAUUGGGCAUAUACACGGCUUUGGGACUUUUCCUAUGUUCAGCAUUAGAUACUACUGGGGUAUUUCGAGCGUAUGUGACAAGUU